Messenger RNA from Rotaria socialis, 1473 nucleotides. NCBI's taxonomy places the organism in Eukaryota, Metazoa, Rotifera, Eurotatoria, Philodinida, Philodinidae. The record is from the annotation of a GenBank genome assembly.
AUGUAUCGAAUCGUAUGCUCAUUAUGUUUCGUCUUGGCCAUAAUAUUGUACUCGACCGAGGCUACUCCACUUGACGACUAUGUCAAUACACCCGAUACACAUUUUGCCUGGCAACGUUUGAAAACAUAUGCAUUUCCUACGUACAAACUCUAUAUACUCAACAUGACGUCUCAAAAAUGGUUCGAUGCUUCGUUCUCAUCGCAACCCAUAUGGUGGCACCAUAUGAUUAUUACAGUACCGCGUGUACUUCGACGUUCACAGAUAGCUUUUCUGUUUAUCGAUGGAGGUGACAAUACGGAUCCAAUACCUACCAGCAGUGUUGUUACAGCGCUUGCGUUAAGUACAGGAAGUGUUGCUGUAGAACUAAAACAAGUUCCAAAUCAACCGAUGCGAUUUAUGGCUGAUCCAACUCAACAGUCUCGUACAGAAGAUGCUAUAAUAGCAUGGACUUGGAAGAUAUUUAUUGAACAAAAUGGUACAAAUCCAUACAUUCUUCUUCGUAUGCCGAUGACCAAGGCUGCAGUACGUGCCAUGGAUACAACAGAACAAUUGUUAAAGCAAGAAGGAUUUCCAGUGCCUCAAAAUUUUGUUGUGGCGGGUCUUUCCAAACGUGGAUGGACAACAUGGACAACGGCUGCUGUGAAUAAUCAACGUGUACUAGCAGCGGUUCCUAUUGUUCUGGAUAUUUUGAAUCUUCAGAAGAACAUGAUGCAUCAUUAUCGAUCAUUAGCCGGAUGGACAUUUGCUUUUAAAGAUUAUCACGAAUUGAAUAUCACUCGAUAUCUUAAUAAUCCCAAUUUACAAAAACUGGCUACCAUUGUCGAUCCAUAUUCUUACUUUGAUCGAUAUGCUCAAGUGAAAUUGUUUCAAUUGCAAGGAGCCAACGAUGAGUUCUUUCUACCGGAUAGCGAGGAUUAUUUUUGGGAUGAUUUACAAGUGAAAACUGGUGGUUCAUAUCUCAGACGAAUUCCAAACACAGGACAUAAUAUACAGGGAUAUCAAGAAAGUCUUCAAAGUUUCUAUCUGAGCAUUGCUGAUAAACAAAUUUUACCAUCAUUUAAAUGGACACGAACCAUUAAUGAAACCCAUGGGCAAAUUCUUGCAGUCGUCGAUUUUAGUUCUGGACAACCAAAACCCAUAAAUGUCACAGCUUAUCAGGCUCGAACAGUCACUGGCACUAAACGGGAUUUUCGACAAGCAAAACUAGAUCCUGAUACAGGCAAAAUAAUUUCGAACCCUGUGGUUUGGCUAAAUAUGCCUGUCCAAGUUGAAACACAAACCAGUACAUCGAUUACCUAUUCAUACACUGCACCUUUGCCACCGAAUGGUUAUUGGGAUGGUAUGUUCAUUCAAGUAACAUUUCCUGGACGUGAAAGUACAACAUUGGAUUUAACUACAGAAACUCUGACACUACCGAAUACCUUUCCAGUAGAACCAUGCACUGGAGAAGAUUGCUACGGUAAAUUGUGCUAA